AGAGUGAAACACACAAAAGAGCAGCCUUAGCUUUUCUUUUGUUAGACCGUUGUCUGAAGACGGGGUUGAGGUUUAUCUAAAUGUUUGAGUGUUUUAAAUAAAAAUGUCUUCAUUUCAGCCUCGGAGAGAGUUUAUGAAAGAUCAGGUAUCUGGAGAAACAUUCACAGAGUGGAAAGAAAUCAACGUUAAGAUGGAGGAAGAGAUGGAGGAUCAGCGCAGACUGAUGGAUUUUACCCGGAUACCGAGGAUCAUCUUACACCGGAUAGAUCUCCCACAAUGCUGGAAAGAGGAGGAGGUUCUCAAUGAGCUCAGCAACCCAGAGGAAAACUCCACUUUGGAUCAAGAGGAACCAGAACCUCUGCAGAUAAAACGGGAACAUGAGGAACCAGAACCUCUGCAGAUAAAACGGGAACAAGAGGAACCAGAACCUCUGCAGAUAAAAGAGGAACAAGAGGAACCAGAACCUCUGCAGAUAAAACGGGAACAAGAGGAACCAGAACCUCUGCAGAUAAAAGAGGAACAAGAGGAACCAGAACAUCAACAGUUCAAAAACGAAGAAAAGCAACUCUGCAUCAGUCAGGAUGAAGAGCAUCUUGUGCUGAAACAGGAGACUGAUGACAUUUUGGUGAACAAACAGCAGAAAGGCACAACUGAGACUUCAGAAAAAGAAACACACAAGAAAACUCAACCAAACCAAAAUCUAUAUUCUUGUAAAAUUUGUGAUAAAACCUUUUCUCGAAAUAAUUCCUUCAUGAUACACAUGACAACUCACACGGCCAAGAAAUCUUUCACAUGUUCAACCUGUGGAAAAGGUUACCCUCACAAGAGUCGUUUAACUAAUCACAUGAGAAUUCAUACAGGUGAAAAACCGUUCACAUGUGCAGCUUGUGGAAAAAGUUUCCAUCAGAUUGGCAUUUUAAACAGACACAUAAGAAUUCACUCAGGUGAGAAGCCUUACACGUGCACAACCUGUGGAAAAAGUUUUGCGUCUAAAUCUCAGUUACUUGAUCACAUGACGAUUCAUACAGGUGAGAAGCCUUUCUCAUGUGGGAACUGUGGAAAAAGUUUCCGGAGGAAACCUGACUUGGUUAGUCACAUGAGAGUUCACACAGGUGAGAAGCCGUUCUCAUGUGGGACCUGUGGAAAAUGUUUCACUCAUAAAAAAAGUUUAACUGUUCACAUGAGAGUUCACACUGGUGAGAAGGCGAUCACUUGUAGCACCUGUGGAAGAAAUUGCUUGAAUAAAUCUCACUUAGUUGAUCACAUGAGAACUCACGCAGGUGAGAAGGCUUUCUCAUGUGGGACCUGUGGAAAAAGUUUCACUCAUAAAAAAAGUUUAACUGCUCACAUGAGAUUUCACACAGGUGAGAAGACGAUCUCUUGUGGUAUCUGUGGAAAAAAUUGCUUGUUUAAAUCUCAGUUAGUUGAUCACAUGAGAAGUCACACAGGUGAGAAGCCUUUCUCAUGUGGAACUUGUGGAAAAAGUUUCACUUAUAAAAAAAGUUUAAAUAUUCACAUGAGAAUUCACACUGGAGAGAAGCCUUUCUCAUGUGAGAUCUGUGGAAAAAGUUUUACUCAUAAAAAAAGCUUAACUGCUCACAUGAUAAUUCAUACAGAUGAGAAGCCGUUCUCUUGUGGAACCUGUGGGAAAAGUUUCACUCAUAAAAAAACUUUAACUGCUCACAUGAGAUUUCACACAGGUGAGAAGACUUUCUCUUGUGGCACCUGUGGAAGAAAUUGGUUGUAUAAAUCUCACUUAGUUACUCACAUGAGAACUCACACAGGUGAGAAGCCUUUCUCAUGUGCGACCUGUGGAAAAUGUUUUGCUGGAAAACACCGUCAUUUUUACUUCAUCACAUGA
Molecule: messenger RNA, 1861 nt
Organism: Xiphophorus hellerii (green swordtail)
Lineage: Eukaryota; Metazoa; Chordata; Actinopteri; Cyprinodontiformes; Poeciliidae
Product: gastrula zinc finger protein XlCGF57.1-like
Exons: 3
Coding region: 104-1861 (585 amino acids)
Biological process (GO): negative regulation of transcription by RNA polymerase II; regulation of cytokine production; regulation of immune system process
Cellular component (GO): nucleoplasm
Molecular function (GO): DNA-binding transcription repressor activity, RNA polymerase II-specific; RNA polymerase II cis-regulatory region sequence-specific DNA binding
Source: RefSeq, a predicted model, not a curated record